AUGGCGUCUGAUACACCGACACAUUAUGAGAUGACGACUUCAGAACAGAAGCUGCCCGCGGACAAAUUCCCUGAAGGGGGAUAUGGAUGGGUCUGUGUUAUUUGUACCUUUUUCGUCAAUGCACAUACGUGGGGUGUUAACAGUGCAUAUGGUGUCUUCCUUGCCUAUUAUCUCUAUUCAGACGUAUUUCCAGGUACUACAGCCAUAGACUAUGCAUUCAUUGCUGGCCUCAGUAUCUCUGUCGCUAUGUUCAUAUCUCCGCUAGCUACCUAUCUCUCCCAUAAAGCAACCCAUCGCUUCGUUCUCAAUCUCGGAACCAUACUUGAGACGCUAUCACUCAUAACAACCUCAUUCGCCAAAAGAAACUGGGAACUCUUCCUUUCUCAAGGAGUCUGCUUUGGACUCGGCUUGGGGUUCUGCUAUAUCGGCUCCGUGGGCAUUAUCUCUCACUGGUUUGAAAAACGACGCAGCGUUGCAAACGGAAUUGCCGCAGCAGGUUCCGGGUUCGGGGGCAUGGUAUACUCUCUAGCCACAAGCGCGAUGAUUUCCCACUUGGGGUUUCCAUGGGCGAUGCGCAUCCUCGGCAUCCUAUGCUUCUCAGUGAACACUGUAUGCGGGAAUCUGCUCCGGGUUCGUGGGUCAGUAGCCUCUAAGCAGCCAGCGCUGCAUUUUUCACUUUUCAAGAGACCGGAAUACCUUGCCUUUCUAGCCUGGGGCGCAUUAAGCGCCAUGGCAUACAUCGCGCUCUUAUUCAGUCUGUCCAGCUACUCCGUAGCAAUCGGACUGACACAACACCAAGGCAGCAUUGCCACGGCACUGCUCAAUCUAGGACAGGCUAUAGGCCGCCCUGCUGUUGGGCUCCUAAGCGACAAACUGGGUCGUAUCGAGGUAGCUCUCACGGCAACCUUCCUGGCAGGAUUCUUGUCCCUGGUCAUGUGGAUCUUCGCUCAAUCCAUUGCAACAAUCUAUGCGUUUGCGAUCCUGGUUGGGUUAUUUUCAGGGACGAUAUGGGCCGCAGCACCGGCGUUGGGGGCUGAGGUAGUUGAACUUUCGGAACUCUCCAGUGCUCUCUGUUUUCUGUGGUUUAUUCUAGCUCCGCCUACUUCGGUAGCGGAAGUCAUAGCUUUGCAAUUGAGAGGUGGAGUGGUAGGGGAUAAGGAGUAUCUUCGAGUUCAGCUCUUUAUUGGAUUUAUUUAUAUCGGUGCUAGUUGCUGUUUGGUUCCGUUGAAAUUUGGCUUUCGGAGAAGGAAACUAGAGAGAGCGAAAUCGAUUCCUAGAAGUUGA
This is a messenger RNA of Paecilomyces variotii, 1284 nucleotides long. RefSeq names its product monocarboxylate transporter. NCBI's taxonomy places the organism in Eukaryota, Fungi, Ascomycota, Eurotiomycetes, Eurotiales, Thermoascaceae. Gene Ontology annotation, molecular function: transmembrane transporter activity. The record is from RefSeq and is a predicted model, not a curated record. Gene Ontology annotation, biological process: transmembrane transport. The coding region runs from base 1 to 1284 and encodes 427 amino acids. The transcript has 2 exons.